Molecule: messenger RNA, 6151 nt
Organism: Megalobrama amblycephala (Wuchang bream)
Lineage: Eukaryota; Metazoa; Chordata; Actinopteri; Cypriniformes; Xenocyprididae
Gene: dab2ipa
Product: DAB2 interacting protein a
Exons: 14
Coding region: 1017-4268 (1083 amino acids)
Biological process (GO): regulation of GTPase activity
Source: RefSeq, a predicted model, not a curated record
CCCCAAAUUUUUAGUGUAUUUUAUGUGUGUGUGACAAUGAAAUUGUAAGAAUGGAAGUUUAAAAGUACUCUAGUUAAGCACAACUUCUUCAAAAUAAUUCUUAAGAACUAAUGCAGUAUAGUUUCUCAAAUACUUUACAACUUUGUAAAACAUCGCUGUAGUUUUAUGUAUUUUCUCGUUGCGCUAUAGGCCAACUUUGAAUUUCCAUUAAACAGCACUGAAUGCCAGGUUCACUGAGCCAUUGUCAUUCUCCUAAAAAUCUUGCUUGUAUUGCUGGUUUCCUUGGCAGUCAUUUCCUAUUUGGAGCAGAGAUCCCGAGGGAGGACUGCUUCCUGUCGGGGAGUGUGGGAACCUUCAGAGGCGGAGUACACAGUACGCAGUCAGCCACAGAUAUAGGACACAAUCUAAGACCAGACGGCAGGCUGCACUCCACAACAUGAAUUUAAUUACAGCAUGCGAGGUCUGCGGAGUCCACAAUCUGCUGCUGUCUAUCCUUCCCUCCUUAUUAUUAUCUCAUGAAGACGUACUUAAAAAGAAACCUAUUCGGAAGUGCUUUUUUUUUAAAUAAUUGGCUGUUUAGUGUCAUCAUUUUAUAAGGCUUCGUAGUGCAGUGAUACAGUGGAGACUUUCAAUUGAUGAUUGCUUAUGGUUUUAUAUCCUUUAAUUAUGUAAUUCAUAUGAUCCUUUCUAUCUUUUUAAAGCCUAACAUUUCAUGUAAACCUAUCAAUAACUGCAGCAACGAUCCAUAAAUGCUUGCUCUGGAAGCGAGAGCAGCAUUUUUUAAAUAGAAAUCCUUGAAAAUGGAUUUGGGUGUGUUCAAGAUGCAACAGAUUGUUCCCUAGGGUGCUUGGAGACCAAGGCACUCCCUUUCUCUAAAUGCUUUAAGCAGAGCGCUGUACAGUGAACACGGUUUCCAAGUCCUGGCGUCUGAUAUCUUGCAGAAAAAUCAAGGAUAAUCACUGCACUGGCUCACUUCUCUUGCAGCCUCUGGACUUGUUUUGUUUUUCCCUGGGACCAUGCUGAAUCAGAAUAGUAAAAAUAGAUCCCAUCUGAUGCCGAGGCUGAAGGAAUCGCGGUCUCACGAGUCGUUGCUCAGCCCCAGCAGUGCAGUAGAAGCUCUAGAUCUUAGUAUGGAGGAGGAAGUGCUCAUCAAACCUGUGCACAGCAGCAUCCUGGGACAGGAUUUCUGCUUUGAGGUAACUACUUCAACAGGAAGCAAAUGCUUCUCAUGUCGGUCGGCGGCCGAGAGAGACAAAUGGAUGGAGAAUUUGAGACGUGCUGUGCAUCCCAACAAGGAUAACACCCGUCGGGUGGAGAACAUGCUGAAAUGUUGGAUUAUCGAAGCCAAGGACUUGCCGGCAAAGAAAAAAUACUUCUGUGAACUUUGUCUGGAUGACACGUUAUAUGCACGGACUACCUGCAAACUCAAAACGGACAAUGUUUUCUGGGGCGAACACUUUGAGUUCAACAACCUGCCCUCGGUCAAGAGUAUCACCGUGCAUCUUUACAAGGAAACAGACAAAAAGAAAAAGAAGGACAAAAAUAAUUACGUGGGCCUGGUCAAUAUCCCCAUAGCGGCGGUCACCGGGCGGCAGUUGGUGGAAAAAUGGUAUUCCGUGAGCACGCCGAAUCCCAACAAAGGGAAGAGUCCGGGACCCAUGGUCCGAAUGAAAUCCCGGUAUCAGAGCAUGAGCAUCCUUCCCAUGGAGCUGUACAAGGAGUUUGCAGAGUAUAUUACCAACAACUAUAUGUUAAUGUGCUCAGUGCUGGAGCCAGCUCUAAGUGUGAAGAACAAAGAAGAGAUGGCUUGUGCACUCGUCCAUAUCUUACAAAGCACAGGCAAGGCCAAGGACUUUCUGACAGAUCUGAUGAUGUCUGAGGUGGAUCGUUGCGGAGACAACGAACAUCUCAUAUUCCGCGAGAACACGCUGGCCACUAAAGCUAUAGAGGAGUACCUGAAACUUGUGGGACAGAAGUACCUUCAGGAUGCUUUAGGUGAGUUCAUCAAAGCUCUGUAUGAGUCAGAUGAGAACUGUGAGGUGGAUCCAUCAAAGUGCUCCUCCAGCGACCUGCAUGAGCACCAGAGCAACCUCAAGAUGUGCUGUGAGCUGGCUUUCUGCAAGAUCAUCAACUCUUACUGCGUGUUUCCUCGGGAGCUCAAAGAAGUGUUUGCGUCCUGGAGGCAGGAAUGCAGUAGCCGAGGACGGCCAGACAUCAGCGAACGCCUGAUCAGCGCGUCUCUCUUCCUGCGCUUCCUGUGUCCUGCCAUCAUGUCGCCCUCACUCUUCAGCCUCAUGCAAGAAUACCCCGACGACCGCACUGCCCGCACACUCACGCUCAUUGCCAAAGUGACGCAAAACCUCGCCAACUUCACCAAGUUUGGCAGUAAGGAGGAGUACAUGUCCUUCAUGAAUCAGUUCUUGGAGCAUGAAUGGACCAACAUGCAGCGCUUCCUGCUGGAGAUCUCCAACCCAGAGACCAUCUCAAACACAGCAGGCUUCGAGGGUUAUGUUGACCUGGGCCGUGAACUCUCCACUCUUCAUUCUCUUCUGUCAGAAGCAGUCUCACAGCUUGAUCAGAGUACUAUCACUAAGCUGGGUCCUCUAGCACGGAUCCUGCGGGACGUGAAUUCAGCCCUGACGAACCCCACCGGAGUCCCUGUGUCGUCUCCCACCGAGCGCGUGGGCUCACCCAGUUUACCCAGCAGCAGCCUGUCUACCGGUCUGCAGAAAAUGGUCAUGGACAGUGAGAUCACAGGGUUGGUGGAUUUCACUCGGCUGCCCUCGCCGACCCCCGAAAACAAGGAUCUGUUUUUCGUAACGAGGAAUUCUGUGAUUCAGCCAUCGCCUGCCCGCAGCUCCAGUUACUCGGAGGCCAACGAGCCAGAUGUUCAGAUCCCCAACGGCAGCAAGAGCUUGUCAAUGGUGGACCUGCAGGACAGCCGUUCUCUUGAGAGCGCUCCCAACACCUCCUUCAGCGACCCCAUCAAUGACAGCCAGACCUCCGUCGGCCAGGGCACGGGAGUGUGGACUACCCGCACUGCUAAGGGCAACACGCCCAGCGGCCCGACCCUGAGGAGGGCAGCUCAGACCCCCACGACACCAAGCACAGAGACCGCCCCGGGAAGGUCCCAGCUGCUGGCCCCGCUCUCGUUUCAGAACCCCGUGUACCAGAUGGCCGCCGGAUUGGCUGUGUCGCCCCGUGCGGUGGCCGAUUCGGGAUCUGAAUGCCAGAGUUCCAUCAGCUCCCAGAGUAACGCAGAGGAAGCAGCUACUGCGGGCUCAAAGCACCCUUUCCUGAGCCAGUCCAGCACGGGGGCCAGUGGUGGAGGGGGCAGUAGCGGGGAUGAGUUCCUUCGCCGUUCUGGAGAGUUCACCCGCAGACAGCUUUCCCUCACCGAGACUCAACACCAGACCAACGUACCGCGGCAGAACAGCGCAGGGCCGCAGCGCCGGAUAGACCAGCCGCCUCCGACCGUCACAAGAGGCCGCACUCCACCCAAUAUGCUCAACACCGCACCCUACCCCCGCCCCUCCAGUGGAAGCAUGAUGUCAUCAUCUCCUGACUGGCCAAGCAGCGGUACCAGACUAAGGCAGCAGUCGUCAUCCUCCAAAGGGGACAGUCCAGAAUCCAAGCAGCGGACCCUGCACAAACAAGCUCCAUCCCCUGUGAAUCCCAAUGCGUUGGACCGCACUGCUGCAUGGCUGCUGAAUAUGAAUGUGCAAUAUUUGGAGCAGGAGGGAAUUGACCCAGAUUCGAAACACCGGGAGGACUUUCCAAACAAGGAGGAUCUCACACCAACUGAAAAGUAUCAGCAGGAGAUAGCUGUCCUGCAGGAGAAGCUGCGUAUUUCUGCUAAAAAGCUGGAAGAGUAUGAAUCUCGCAUGAAAAGCCAGGACGACCAAACCCAGAAGAUGCUCCUUGAGUACCAGGCCCGGCUGGAGGACACGGAGGAGCGAUUACGCAAGCAGCAAGAUGACAAAGAGCUCCAGAUGAAGAGCAUCAUCACCAGGUUGAUGUCAGUUGAAGAGGAGCUGAAGAAAGAUCACGCAGACAUGCAGGCCAUCGUAGACUCCAAACAGAAAAUCAUCGAAGCCCAGGAGAAGAGAAUCGCAUCCCUGGACGCCGCGAACGCCCGGCUAAUGAGCGCUCUGUCUCAGCUGAAGGAUCGGUACAGCAUGCAAACGAGGAACGGCAUCUCUCCCACCAACCCCACGAAGCUGCAGAUCACGGAAAAUGGAGAAUUCCGGAACAGCAGCAACUGCUAGCGUGGAUACAAACACACACACAGGGCUAUGCGCUGGACAAGGGCUAUGGGUAACUCUCUUAUAAUAAGGAAAAAACGGCGCUCCAGCAGGUUUAAAUUUUACUAGUUCGGAAAAUAACUCCUUUGGGAACAAAAUCGGAUAGAAUGUUUAAGAGUUGCACAAUGUCACACAGUUGUUUCAGUCAGUAUAUAAAGACUUACGUGAAUUCUUUUAGAUUAUUAGCCACGCAAAGAUGUCUAAUGGAAUAUUCCCAUUCAUAGCCUUUGUCAUGAGAGCCACUCGGUCACAGAUGUUAGCCGUGACCAAAUACUGUAUUAUCUCUAGAUUUCAACUGUGCAUAUAUGCCUUUUGAUUGGAGUUAGCAUGAUAAUAAUAAUGAUCAUGAGUAUGUAAUUAUUUGUGGAAACACUAUUUUCUGCUUUCUUUUUGUUGAUGCAUCUGUACAUUUCAUGUAAACAUGAAUUUUUUUGUUGCUUGUGUCACUCCAGGGCAGCAGUAGCACAAAAUGCUCGCUUUUCUUUGUAACGUUAAAGAGAAAAAUCGCAUUUUGUUGCAUACUUUUUUUCUAUGCGCAUUGCGUUUUAGCCUACGACGCGCCUCAUUAAUGUAUAUAGUUUUUUAUGGGCUUUUCAGAGAAAAGAGAUUUUCUUUUUUUUUGUUUUUUUUUUUUCGUACAGUGUGUAUUUCCCGUGCUGAGGUCUGCAGAAGAAGAAACGUAAGCUCCGACUGAACACUGAGGUGCUGCUUUUAGACAGAGCAAAGAUGGCGACACACUUUAACCCCUCUGGAAACGCUCUGUGCUCAAAAUCACAACCAACGCUGUGGAUAGAAAUGUCCUCGUACUGCUUGCUGUUCACGUGGCCGGUAUUAGACUCCAUAUCCAACAUCAUACCUACAGUACAAUCGGUGUCUGCCCCCCUACGAUGUCUUUCUUCCACUCUAUGCACUUUCUAUAGCAUUAGAAUGGACCCUUUAACCAAAACCUGCUUCUGUGGACUUGUUAUAAAGGCUAUUCAGAGCAGCAAGUACAAAGCAUAUAGCAUUCAGCACUUCUACUGGAUGACAGAGGUUUGAGAUGAUGCGUGAAGGGUACGUGGCUGUUUUUUUUAACUUAAAAGUUGCGAUGUUUCCUGCUCUUCAAAUGCAGUUUGCAUCAAACAAGCUGGGAGUCGGUGCAGCACGGCAAUAGUUGUGUCAACCUCGCAGACCCCGAGAGUUUGCUCGGGUAUCAGGCGAGCCUGUUUUAGCUUCACUGAACUUUAUUCAAAUCAGGUUCUCGGAGAUGGAGUUUUAAGACUGUCAGAGUUUCUUUAUGUAUAAAUAUUCAUAUCAGUUUGUUCGGGACAAUAAUUUUGGAAAACUGCAAGGGCAAACCACUUUGUGUAUAAAUCUCAUAUCGAACAUCUCCUUUUCUUAGAAUUCCCUAUUAUCGCUACAUUUUUUUUUAUUUAUCAUACAGGCUUGAGAGGAACUAUGCUUUGUUUAAUUGUUGUUUGGAAUUGAUUUUUAAUUUAUAUUUUAAAUUAUGUUCAGCUAAUUUAUUUAUUCAACUAUAUUUGUUGUUACAACCCCAAAAUUAAGAGAAGUUUGAGGGCUACAUUAAAAAGCGAUAUUAAAGUCGCGAUUAUCUUUUCUUCCCUGUUGUGACGUAUAUCCGAGUGAAACGGCUUCUCGAAUGAGAAAAAAUGUUGGGCGGGACUUGAUUAUGUCCAUCAGGAAUUGAUUGGAUCGAUUGCUAAUUGCUGAGAUGUCAUGCGAGUGACGGGUCCCGCCCUCACGUUAGUAAACACGUCAUCAGAGAUGUAGUUGUGAGAGGGAAGGAAAGUUAUUUUGAUUUAAGAAUACGAGGGCAAACGAUUUAAAAAAUAAUAAUUUUUAAUAAA